AUGCGACUCAUCGAUGUCAGGACACUCGAGCUUAGAUGGUUCAAUGAUGACUCUGUCCCAAAAUACGCCAUCCUUUCUCACACCUGGGGCGGAGAUGAAGUCAACUACCAGGAAUACGUCUGGAUUAGCAGAGCUCGAGCACUGUCCGCUUCUACCAACUUAGCGUCGGCAUCAACAGGCAGUCAGGAUGCGCGAACUACACUGAUGUUGGCGUUGGAGAUGAUGAUUCGAGGCAGUUCCGAGAUGCCUUUGGGAGGUUUAUCGGAGAAGGACCUCAUGACGCGCGUCGGCUACAGCAAGAUUGUGAACGCAGCUGAGCAGGCGCAAGGCCAAGGCUGUCACUAUCUUUGGGUUGACACGUGCUGUAUUGACAAAACAUCAAGUGCGGAGCUACAAGAGGCCAUUAAUUCCAUGUAUCGCUGGUACCGAGAUGCGGAGGUCUGCAUUGUCUAUCUAGGCGACAUUCCCAAACCACGGUCAAAUGGCUACACAACCGCUUCCGAAAUUGCAAGAGAUUCACUGAAGUCUUCUCGGUGGACACGUCGCGGUUGGACCCUACAAGAACUGAUUGCACCGAUUCUAUGUCGCUUCUACUUCCAGGACUGGACCUUGAUGGGCGAGAAGGUGGAGUUUCUGGAGGAGCUAUCUGACGCCACGGGUAUACCAGUUCGUGUACUCGACGAUAGAAGUACUGUUAGUGAGUUCUCCGUUGCGGAGAGGAUGUCUUGGGCAGCACAUCGGCAAAGUACUCGUGUCGAAGAUGUUGCUUACUGCUUGCUCGGCCUCUUCGACAUUCACAUGCCCUUACUUUAUGGAGAAGGUGCGAAGGCUUUUAUUCGCUUACAAGAGGAGAUCCUAAGGACUACUGACGACUACUCCCUAUUCUCCUGGUGCGCAACUUUAUCGGAGCGAUCAAUGUAUCGGGGUUUGCUCGCGCGCCAUCCUGAAGAGUUCCGACACUGCGGUUCUAUCGAGCGCGAGAAUGUCGUCUCUACUUUCCCCAUAGGCCUUACCCCCAUCGGUCUACGUGUGCAGCUCGAGUUCUUACCUGAUCCCAAGGACAAAAGCCGUGUCCUAGCUAUGAUACGAUCAAGCAACCAGGUAAACCAGCGCAUAGCCAUCACAUUGAAGUGCCUGGAUGGUGGAAUGCAAUACGCGCGUGUUGAUGCUGGCUCUCUGGCUUUUAUCGACGACUGGCCUACUGGGAAGCUCCAUACCAUUUAUGUACGGCAGAAGCUGUCCAUACCACCUGAUUUCACGACUACCGAGUUCAAAAGCUUUCAUAUACGACGUCGAGUUUCUAGCCACACCACGCCAACAGUUCGGAUAAUCAGUGUCACGCCUCGUAAUUCCUGGGACGAAGCCACUCACGAGCUACGGAUCCCAGACAAUGUCACCGAAUUCUGGGGGGCUGUUCUACUCCGAGUCCAAUCAGCAGCGUAUGCGCAUUCUCUAAGCUUCCCCGUCGCUUUCGGCUUCAACCGGUCUACUUGUCAUUACUGGUGUAAAGCCAUUUCGGACUUUGACCCUUCGCAAGACGGCCAGGCCAGUGGUACCUGGCCGCAAGCGGUAAAAAGGAGGAUACCAGAUGAAGUAUCGCCAACUGCACAAGAAGCAGAUCAACCGGUCUACGAGCCCGAGAAUCAAAAUGUCGUCCGCCUGCUUUCGUCGCCAGCCUCGUCUACAUCCUUCCCCGAUUCGUCCCAGACAUCAUCGAACGACCUCCCUACCAGCACAGCCAGCUACUCGCUCGCCGAGACCAACAUCCUUCAUGAUCUCCACUCCGCCCUAUCUACAAUGCAAGACCACUACUUCUCAGUAUGGCUCGGCAAAUACACAACAGCGAUAGAUUGGACAGCAGCCGUCAUGUCGACCUACGUUUCAGCUACCCUCUCGUCGCUCUCCCACUCGCUUGCCUACACAAUGCCAGGCACAUUUGACAAAAGCCGGAAAAUGGACGUCGAGGCACAAAUGGUGGAGAAUGAGAUCAACAAGUACUUUGCGCAAACCACUGCAUACUACUUUGGUGAGGAUCACUUUGCAAUAAGGAUGCAGGCAUUUGACGAUAUGCUUUGGGUGGUCUUGGGCUGGCUGGAAGCAAGCGGUUUCGUCGAGAGCCAUUCCGCUGAACACUACACGUCUGACAAGGUCGGAGCAAACGAAUGGCAUGCCAGACAGUUCGUCCCUGCUUUCGCCCACCGAGCACGCGUGUUCUACGAGUUGGCGGAGAAGGGAUGGGACUGGAGGCUCUGCGGGGGCGGCAUGACUUGGAACCCGCGUCUGUUGCCGUACAAGAACGCCAUUACUAACCAGCUCUUCAUCUCGGCGAGUAUCAGCAUGUACUUGCACUUUCCAGGCGACGACAACUGUUCACCGUUCCUUUCGCAGCACGACAAGGUUGGUCUACAGCAAGACCAGUUGUUUGAUGACUGCGACGAGGGGCACCGUGGACGCUACGAUCCUGUUUACCUUGCGAACGCGAUGAAUGCAUACGAGUGGCUGAACAAUAUUGGCAUGACGAACGACCAGGGGCUUUACGUUGACGGCUUCCACAUCGGGGGUUACCGCACGAAUCAUAGCAAGACGACAUGCGACGAGCGGAACGAAAUGGUGUACACCUACAAUCAAGGUGUCCUUCUGUCCGGACUUCGCGGGCUGUGGGAAGCUACCGGCAAGACCUCAUAUCUGGAAGAUGGCCAUGAGCUCAUCAGGAACGUCAUACGUGCCACAGGCUGGAAGAAGUCUCAACCUCAUCGAAGCAAUGGCCCAGAAGACGAAAAGGAAGCACUGCCCACUGAUUGGGCAGGCCUGGGUUCCAAUGGUAUCCUAACAGAGUUCUGCGACCCCUCUGGGCGCUGCAGUCAAGAUGGCCAGACAUUCAAAGGCAUAUUCUUCCACCACCUAACGUCCUUCUGCGAACCUCUUCCAUCUCGACCAGCUAGACCAGGGAAAACCCAUGCAGCACCCAAAGAGUUGAUCAUGUUACACGCAAACAGCUGCAGAGAAUACACCGCAUGGGUCGUCCACAACGCCCAAGCCGCCCUCCGAACGCGCGACCAAGACGGCCGAUUCGGCGCAUGGUGGGGCGCACCAAAGCUCUCAUCUCCAUCUGCCUCCUUCCACGGUAACAGGAAAUCGGCGUCUCAUUCCCACCCAGUUCUCCCAGAGAACGCAGUAGACUACCGCAACGUCUACCCAGACCCCUCGGAUGGCGACUACCUAGAAGACGACCUCAAAGAGCCCUUCAAGCGGUACGUCUUUGACGGGAAUGACGGAGACGAAACGGCCAAGAGAAGCCCAAGCGAUCUCAACGACCGAGGACGCGGACGCACAAUCGAGACCCAAGGCAGCGGUCUCGCAGUUGUGCGAGCAAUGUGGGAGUUUCUCCGUCGGGUAGAAGGCGCAGAUGGGUAUUUGGUGUGA
Messenger RNA from Alternaria viburni, 3423 nucleotides. RefSeq lists its product as uncharacterized. NCBI's taxonomy places the organism in Eukaryota, Fungi, Ascomycota, Dothideomycetes, Pleosporales, Pleosporaceae. Gene Ontology annotation, biological process: carbohydrate metabolic process. The record is from RefSeq and is a predicted model, not a curated record. The transcript has 3 exons. Bases 1 to 3423 code for a protein of 1140 amino acids.